AUGGGGCUACUCGAUAGCUUCAAAACGAUGCUCAGCGGCGGCAAGUCGGACGUGCACAGCCGCUUUGAAUUCAUACGCGAGGCGAUCUCCGGCACCAUGUCGGAGUUCUACAUGGCCCGUGACCGCAAGACCGGUCAAAUCGUGGCGCUGAAAAUUCUCGAUGCCAAGAAGACUGAGUUCUUCGAGUCUCGUUUCAAAGGGCUGAAGAAACCGGUCGAAGGCGAAAUCGCCAUGGCGAUGGAUCACCCGAACAUCGUCAAGACGUACGAGCACGGCAAGACGCCCUCGGGGCAACAGUACCUGGUGAUGGAGUUUCUCGAAGGCCCGGGUUUGAACUCGCUGAUCAUCGGUCGUAGCAAGAGCCUUGAUGGCAAGCGGCUAUCACUCAUCCGGCAGACCGCAAAAGCUCUGCAGGCGGUACACACGGCCGGGUAUAUCCAUCGCGAUGUGUGCCCUCGCAACUUGAUGUGCACGACGGCCGAACUCGACACACUGAAGCUCAUCGACUUCGGGCUCACCGUGCCGGCCACACCGCCAUUCAUGAUGCCGGGCAAUCGCACGGGCACGCCGAACUACAUGGCCCCCGAGUUGGUCAAGCGGCAGAAGACCGAUCAGCGGCUCGAUGUCUUCGCCUUUGGGGUAACCGCCUACGAGAUUCUCACGUUCGAAUUACCGUGGGAACGCGGCAGCGACGGUCGGGCCGCGAUGACACAUGCCAUGCAUCAACACACCGACAUUACUAAGUACCGCCCUCAGAUCGAUCCCCGCCUGGCGAAGGCGAUCGCCAGUUGUUUGCGCCGUGAUCCCGCGAAGCGUUGCCCAUCGAUGGACGCAUUUCUCACGGCCAUCUCCAGCGUGAAAGCUGAAUCCGGCGUGUGGUGGGUUCAACCGCUUUCGGUAGGUGCAAAGCCGCUGGGGAUUCGUUCCCGCGCUUUCAGUAGAGAGAAAUCAAUGACCAAGCAAUCGACCAACGUUCCUCAUCGCCGCGACGUCUUGCGAUGGGCGACCACCGGCACCGCGAUGGGUUUCGGUGCGGCACUGGGAGGAUGUUCUUCAUCAGAACCGCAAGUGACCGCCAGCGCCGACGGCCAACGACCGCUGAGAGCAGCCUUCUCGAACGCCGGACUGCAGAGCACCUGGUGCAAACUCGGUAAAGACACGGCCGAACUGUGGGGCAAGCUGCUAGGGGUUGAGGUCGUCUGGUUCGAUGGCGAGUUCGACUCGCAGAAGCAGCGGGAGAAGAUCGAUCUGAUCGUCGACGACGAUUGGGACUUCUGCUGUUUUCAGGCCGUGCAGAUCGACUCACUGGCCGAACCGGUGCGGAUGCUGAACAAGCGAGGCAUCCCGGUCAUCUCGAUGGACACUCACCUGGUCGAUCCGGCCAAACAGCAGGAGUCGGGGGUGUGGGUUCAGGUGCAGCCCGAUCAGGUCUACAUGGGCGAGACGAGCACUCGUUACUUAAUGGACAAGAUCGGCGGCAAAGGUAAGGUCAUUCACAUUGGCGGAAAAGACGCCCACAGUGGCGCCCGCGGACGACGCCAGGGAUUUGAAAACGUGUUGGCCGAAUACCCCGAGGUCGAAGUGCUCGGCGGCGGGGUUCGCUGGUGCGACUGGGAGAAAGCCAAAGCGCGAAAUACCUUCGAAGCCCUGUUAAACCAAAACUCCGACCCAAUCGCCGGGGCGUUCUUCCACAGCGACGACAUGGCGUUGGCCUGCGUUCCGGCGUUGCGUGGAACGCCGCACGAGAACAUGAUCAUCACCGCAGUCGAUGGCCAGAAGGAAGGGUUGGCCGCCGUGCGAGACGGGCAACUGGCUGCCACCACGGUGAACCCUGUGUGCCUGAUCCACAAGAUGGCGCUCGAGAUCGGGCAGUUCAUUUGUCGCAACGACGAGAAGCUUGAGAACAUGCCUAAGGAGAUUAUCACUCCCGGUCCUUUGGUCUCGCUCGAUACGAACAAUAUCGACGCGAUUUCUCCGAAUCCUCCGGCCGCGACCGCGGUGCUCGAAUGCCGUGGCAUUAGCAAGCGGUUUGGCGGGGAAGUGGCGCUAAGCGAUGUCGAUUUUUCCCUCGCCGCCGGGGAAGUGCACGGACUGGUCGGUAGUAAUGGGGCCGGCAAGAGCACGUUGAUGCGGAUCUUGGCCGGAGCCCUGCCCGACUACGAAGGCGAAGUGUUAGUCGACGGGCACGAGGUGCAACUCAGUUCGCCUCAGGCGGCUAUGUCGCAAGGCAUCGCUAUGGUCUAUCAGGAACUCUCAGGCAUCGACAGCUUGUCGGUGGCCGAGAAUCUGUUCCUCGGUCGCCAGCCGGUCACCCGAAUGCAACGCAUCGAUUGGAAGAUGAUGCGGACGAAAGCCCAGCAGUAUUUGAAAGAGCUGGGCAUCGAUAUCGAUGUCCGCCGCCGCUUGGACAGCUACCCCUUGGUAAUUCGGCAGAUGGUCGAAAUCGCCCGGGGGUUACACAGCGGGGCCCGAGUGCUGAUUCUCGACGAGCCCACCAGUGCAUUGAGCCCGCCGGAGACGCAACGGCUGUUCGAGAUGAUCGCCGAGUUGAGCGGUCGCGGGGUGGCCGUGAUCUUCAUUAGCCACUUCAUCGAAGAUGUGCUGCAGAUCUGCGAUCGCGUUACGGUGCUCCGCGAUGGUCAACGGGUGGAAACGAAGUCGGUCGACGAGGUCGAUAAGCACACGGUCAUCCACACAAUGUUGGGGCAUGCACUGGAUACGGCCGAAGCCGGCUACGAAACGGGAGCCAUGUUGCCGCCGCGUCGCGAUGAGACCCCGGUGCUUCGCGUGGCGGGGCUUUCGCUACCGGGGCACUUCAGUGAUGUGAGCUUCGAUGUGCUGCCGGGAGAGUGCGUGGGCCUGUACGGGUUCGUGGGGGCGGGGCAUCAAGAACUCGUUCAUGCGGUGGCCGGGGCUUUGCACCCCAGCGCGGGCACGGUCGCGGUCGACGGAGUGACGUUGAAAUCGGGUAGCACUUCGAACGCCGUAAAACACAACGUGGUGCUGGUGGCCGCCGAUCGGGCGCAGUCGCUUUAUCAUCGGGCGGAAAUCUAUAAGAACGCUACGCUGGCCCACCUUCGCAGCGCCGUCGGAGGAUGGCUAACGCGGAGGGCCGAACUGCGAACCACCGAACCGCUUUUGAAGCGCGUCGGUUGUCGCCCACCCGAUCCGCGAUUGGCCGUAGGGAAUCUUUCCGGCGGGAAUCAGCAGAAGGUCGUACUGGCCAAGUGGCUGCUAGGGCCGAUUCGGGUGUUGAUACUCGAAGAACCGACCCGUGGGAUGGAUGUGCACGCCAAAGACGAGAUCCUCAAGAUCGUGGCCGAUCUUCGCUCGCAGGGUGUGGCCGUGGUGUUGGCCUCGAUCGAGCCGGAGUUGCUGUUGCGUGAGGCCGACCGUAUCCUCGUCAUGCGUCGUGGAAAGCUCACGCACGAGUUCGCCGACACGAGUAGCAGUUCGUUGUCGCAGCAAGAAUUGACGCUUUCCCGAUCGCGAUGGACUCCUCGCGACAUUGCUCCGUUUGUGAGCCUGGUGAUCCUGCUAAUCUUCUUCACGGUCGCCACCGGCGGCGAUUUCUUCAGUGUCGCCACGUUCGUACAGGUCCUCCGGCAAGGGGCCAUUCUGGGCAUCGUGGCAGUCGGGCUGACAUUUGUUCUGCUGUGUGGCGAGAUUGAUCUCUCCGUCGGCAUGGUCGCCCUGUGGGCCGCCAGCUUCUGUGGGUGGCUGUAUCACGCCCUGGUGCUCGAUGGUUGGACGCGGGGCGAUACGGUGCUGUUUGAACCGCUGGGGGUCGACGCCGCCGGGGCGGGGUGGAUCUUCCUGAUCAUUGCGCUACCGCUGUUAUCGUGUUUGCUGCUUGGGUUGAUCUCGGGAUGUCUUACGGUUUGGGCGGCGCUGCCGAGCUUUAUCAUCACGCUGGCCAUGAUGAACAUCGCCGACGGGCUGGCGGCGCACAUCACGCAGAGUGCCGCGCUGAAUGUGCCGGAAGUGCUGGAAGUGGUCGGCAACCGGGGCAUCCCCAUCACCGAAGUGCGUGAGUUGCCCUACAGUGCGCUGGUGGCUUUGGGAGUCUUCCUAAUUGGGCACAUCGUGCUGGAGCAUACUCGGUUUGGCCGCUACGUGUUCAUGACGGGGGGAAAUCGCGAAGCCGCCCGAUUGGCCGGCGUGCAGACCGGCAUGGUGAUUGUAGUGUGUCUGGGCAUCUCGGCGCUCACCGCCGGCCUGGGCGGGCUGAUCGUGGCCGGCAAGUUGGCCAAUGUGAGCCAGGAUCAAAACGCAGCCCUGUUGCUCGAAGCGGUGGCUUGCGUGGUGCUGGGAGGCACCAGCCUGUUCGGUGGCGAAGGCAGCAUGGCCAAAACCGCGAUCGGGGUGUUAACCUUCAGUGUGUUGGCCGUCGGGCUGAAUCAAAUCUCCUGGGUGCCCGACCUGCUGCGGCCGUUUGUGAUGGGCGUGGUGCUGAUGGUCGCCCUGGUCGUCAACGGGGCAGUGCAACUCGAAGGUCGGCAAUUGUUGCUGGCCGACGAAGUGGUCGAUCUCGAUGAAGUCGGCCGCAUCGUGGUGGUGGGCGCAGGGAAAGCUGGCGCUGGGAUGGCCGCCGGGUUUGAAGAGGCCCUGGGGGCCCAACUGCUGGCCGAAAAGCAAGUCACCGGCUGGAUUAACGUUCCGGCCGACUGUGUAAAAGCGCUCAACACCAUCACGCUACAUCCCGGUCGCCCGGCUGGGGUGAACGAGCCGACCGCCGAGGGUGUGGCUGGCGCCCAACGAAUUCUGGAGAUGGUCGAGGGGCUCGCGGCGAACGACCUUUGCAUCUGUCUGCUUUCCGGUGGGGCCUCCGCCUUGCUGCCGGCCCCUGCGGCGGGCAUUACGCUGGAAGACAAGCAGCAGGUCACGCGACUGCUUAGUUCGCGAGGGGCAAACAUCGAGGAACUGAACACUGUCCGCAAGCAGCUCAGCCGCAUUAAAGGGGGCGGGCUCGCGCGUGCCUGUCGGGCCGGGCGGCUGAUUACGCUGGUCAUUUCCGAUGUGCUUGGCGAUCGGCUGGACAUCAUCGGUUCGGGCCCCACGGUGGAAGACACAUCGACACCGCAGCAGGCGCUCGAGAUCCUAGAGCGAUUCUCACAACAACGAAGCGAUAUCCCGGGCAGUGUGUUGGAGAGCCUGCAGCAGAGGGCGGCCGCUGGAGAGGAUCAUCCGGUGAACACUCCCAUCACCGCACAGCUCACUACCUCGAUCAUUGGCAAUAACGCCCGUGCGGUCGACGCCGCAGGCGUGGAGGCCGUGCGAUUGGGCUACGCCUAUGUGAUGUCGUCGGCCAACGGGCCCGAGGGCGAAGCCGAAGAACUCGGCCGGCAGCUUGCCGAUCAAGCCCGCAACAUGUACGACAACGCGGGCCCCGACUGCACCAUCAGCGGAGGAGAACCGGUGGUGCGGCUGGUUGAUGCCGCAAAGCGAGGGCUCGGCGGGCGGAAUCAGCAGUUGGUGCUUGCAGCCCUGUUGCGGCUAUUAGAAACGGCCGGUGUGAGCGAUGCCGCUUCGCCCGAAGCGUUGCAGGCACUCGACGGAAUCGCGUUGCUCUCCGGUGGCACCGACGGUGAAGACGGGCCGACCGAUGCGGCGGGGGCCAUCAUCUGCGGACAGCAAACCAUCCGCAGCAUGCAAGAACAAGGUCUCGACCCGAAGACCUUUCUGCAAUCGAACGAUGCCUACCACUUCUUCGAGCCGCUAGAAGGGCUCAUGAAGACGGGUCCCACGCAUACGAACGUUUGCGAUCUGCGGGUGGUGUUGGUUGAUCGUCGGGCGAAUUUCAUCGAAUCCGAAGCUGCUCAAGACCGCGAGAGCUUCCGAGAUACUUGCCCCAUGGAGUACGUAAAAGGCAAGGAACGCUAG
This is a messenger RNA of Cladocopium goreaui, 5883 nucleotides long. The record is from the annotation of a GenBank genome assembly. Lineage: Eukaryota; Dinophyceae; Suessiales; Symbiodiniaceae.